UAUGGCUAUGGAAAAUAGGGUAAAUUGAUGGAUAGAUAAGCUUAAUUGACUUUUUUGGUUGAUGAAAUUUGGUUAUUUUCUUGGUGUUUGAGAAUUUGAGUAUUUAUGAAUUUAUGGGUUGGGGAUUUCUUUUAUUUUUGGAACCCUUAAGUAUUAAAGGAUUGGUGAUUGAAUGCGAGGAUAAUGCUUGAUAUUUUAGGCAUAGAUUGAAGUAAAUUAUAUGAAAGUUACUUAUUGUGAUUCGUUCAGCUCAUGAAUUUUGUUUGAUUUGUGUAACGUGGGAGCUUGAAAGUUAAGCAUUUGUUUGUUACUGUAGGAGUGGUAUGAGUAUUUGGUUUUGAUUUCGGAGUGCAGCUAUGCAGAGUCCGUUGGUGUGCAGUGGGUGUAGGACAAUUCUUCUUUAUCCCAGAGGAGCUACUAAUGUCUGUUGUGCAGUGUGCAAUAACCUCACCCCUGUCCCGCCUCCUGGAACGGAAAUGGCUCAACUGAUAUGUGGAUGUUGUCGCACCUUAUUGAUGCAUCCACGUGGGGCAACUAGUGUGAGAUGUGCCUGCUGUCAUACAGUGAACCUUGUGCCAGGUACAAAUCUAUUUUCAUAUCUUCAGUGUUGUUUGGUCCUAAUCAUUCCAUCAAUUAAAUGUGUCAUAUGCCACUAUAUCACACAUGUCAAUGCAAUCCUUCUGAUCACUGGAAUCCUCCCUCCCUCUUCCUUUUCUGACAAUCUCCUUCCACCAAAGCCUCUAAAGACUCAAGCCCAAAAAGACUCAUCACCAGAAAGUCUCUGA
This is a messenger RNA of Solanum lycopersicum (tomato), 785 nucleotides long. The record is from RefSeq and is a predicted model, not a curated record. NCBI's taxonomy places the organism in Eukaryota, Viridiplantae, Streptophyta, Magnoliopsida, Solanales, Solanaceae.